UUUGUCUCAAGCUUGCCUGCCUGCUUGCCAAUUCAAUAUUUUUUAUUUUAUUUUUAACUACUUUUUAGCUCACAUACCAAAAAUUCAACAUAAAUCUUCACAAUGAUCCAAAUGAAAAGUCGCCUCAAUGUCAUUGACAACUCGGGAGCCAUUGUGGCUGAGUGCAUCAAGGUGCUGAAGAACGCAAAGUGGGCCGAGGUCGGUGACGAGAUUGUCGUUUCGGUGAAGAAGGCGCGGCCAAUUUCAGACAAGACAUCAGCGAGCCAGUCGGCCGCCAAGAUUCGCAAGGGAGAUGUCAGACGGGCAGUUAUUGUGCGCACAAAAAAGGAGAUCCGCCGUCCCGAUGGCCGCUACGUCCGCUUCGACGAUAACGCGUGUGUGCUCCUGAACAACCAGCAGCAGCCGCUGGGCAGCCGCAUCCUGGGUCUGGUCUCGGCAGAGCUGCGGUUCAAGAACUGGGUCAAGGUUGUGUCGCUGGCUCCCCGCGUUGUAUAGACUUGAUACGCCAUAUGUGCCAAACACAAAAUAUUUCUAGAGAAAAAUAUAUA
Messenger RNA from Kickxella alabastrina, 548 nucleotides. Its product is annotated as 50S ribosomal protein L14. Gene Ontology annotation, biological process: translation. The coding region runs from base 103 to 495 and encodes 130 amino acids. The record is from RefSeq and is a predicted model, not a curated record. Gene Ontology annotation, molecular function: large ribosomal subunit rRNA binding; structural constituent of ribosome. NCBI's taxonomy places the organism in Eukaryota, Fungi, Kickxellomycota, Kickxellomycetes, Kickxellales, Kickxellaceae. Gene Ontology annotation, cellular component: mitochondrial large ribosomal subunit; ribosome. The transcript has a single exon.